Molecule: messenger RNA, 5680 nt
Organism: Haliotis rufescens (red abalone)
Lineage: Eukaryota; Metazoa; Mollusca; Gastropoda; Lepetellida; Haliotidae
Product: glutamate receptor 2-like
Exons: 10
Coding region: 2072-3757 (561 amino acids)
Cellular component (GO): membrane
Molecular function (GO): glutamate-gated receptor activity
Source: RefSeq, a predicted model, not a curated record
ACGACAGGACGCAAAACUUCUUUAACAUAUCGCCUGCCAGUCAAAUGUCCAUUCACAAUUACCAAAUCAGUUUGUCUGUCAUGGGUGAAACCGCCACACACCAUGACACUUCCGCAGCAAUACCGAGCAUGGUACAGAAGUGUUGCCCUUGCAUACUGCUCGCCGCUUCGUCGCCAGCAACAGUUUCUGCCAUCUGUGAUCCGUAGGCAAAAUCCUUCAUUCGUCUGUAAACAUGGUGUAACGCCAUUGGCGCACAGCCCGUCCCUCGUGUUGACAAGCCCACCUCAGUCUUUGCCGUCUUUGGUAAGCUGUUAGGGUGACCCCCUUCACAGGGCGCAUUGCUUUCGGUCGGGCUGCACAGAGCCGGAUUUUAGUGGUAGACGUUGAAAUUCGCCUUCCUGUUAUUGUACAGAAUUCUCAAGUGAUCGCUGGAGCAGAUUUAAAUCUGUAGCUAAGUGAAAUUAAUGGAAUGAGACGAUAUUGACUAGGUGUUGUCAUUUUAGGCCUGUCACGCCCAUGUCUCAUUGCAACUCCGCCCGUAUGACCUCACUUGUCCCACAGUCGACAAAUUACACUUUUUGAUUUGCCAAACAUUCGGGCAACUUUGUAUACAACAUGGCGACAAUAAUAGAAGGAAUGUAGUGCUCAAGUUAUCUCACAUCAUAUGUGUUCAACAGACAAAUAAUGCACCUAUUGCAAAUGCUAUCCAGCAAUGAUAAGUAAAAGUGUAUCCAAAUCAAAUAAAUGUAAUAUUAUUAACAGAACGCCAUGCGAACACACUGUUAUGAUUACUCGUGCCACGGAUGAUAAACAUAAAGCUGUAGUCUGGUUAAUCUAUAACUUCACCAGAACAAAUUGCAAUGUAGAUUCUGCCUUACCUACACACAAUGUGGGUAGGUUUUAUGUGCAUCAUACGCGUACCUGUGAUCAUGGGUUCGAAUCUCGGUUCGCCCCGAUUAUGUUUCUAUGUCUGUCAUUACCAUACCUCUGCUCCUUGGUUUCACCACAUUUGGUAAUCAUUAGGACCAGCAUUAAUAUGGGCUUUCCUCAAACAUUAGUUUCUCUCUCAGGAAGACGUGGAUGUACAGAGACUCAUUCCACUGACAAGACCGGGUCGUCUGUGCCAUUUUCCUUGAAUAAAUGCAGUACGUCGACAGUUGGACGAUGGUAUAGAGGUUACAGUUAAAUGGUAUAUAAACGUCCAGAGCCAUGGACGUUGCACGCAUGUACAUAUAUGUAGUUGGUCAUUUGCUGCUUUUCGUCGGUUCGUCCUGCACUCGUUUCGUGAACAUGACAGGUUUGUAGAAAAUCAAUUUCAAAAUAAUUUGUGUAUUGUCACUAACAUUACAGUGCAUUAGUUUGGUGCAUUGUGACUGUACAUGAAUCACAAAACGGUGGUAUGGGUGAUUACUGUAAAAUGAUUUUAUGAUACCCAAGAUUAAUGAAGUUUAUCUAAACGACAAUGUAGUCAAUAUUUUACUCAUCUUGAUCUGAAGAUACAUUAAAAUAGUCGUAAAAGACUCGUGACGUAGAUCACAGUAGCAACUAGUACAGAUAUGACUACCCUUGUGACAUUCACCCUAAAUACAUUCACCGUGCUAUUGCUGGGAGAAUGAUGAAAGCGGCGUAAAAUCCAACUCACUCAUCCAUUUAAACUAGAUGUAUAUAUUGUUAUUGAAUUUUUCAAGGUACAAAUGUACAUGAUGUUUUUCAUCUUAAAUGUAUUACACAGCACCUUCCAGAAUAAUUCAUGGAAAAAAUGAAGUACAUCACCUAUUAAGCAAGAUGUCUCUUCAUCCGGGUUCAUCUUUGAUUUUUGUUAGUCAUUCAUAUAUGGGUAAGUGAAUCUUCCUUUACUUCUUCAAAUUCAAGAAAUGUAUUUGCCAGGCAUACUUACCAUCGUUGAAUCUAUGGUCUGUGAUUAUGUUUUUUGGCGUCCACAAUCAAGGGCAAAUUUGCCUACUCAACAUGUUAUAGUGUUCCUGUUAUCAUUUCACGUUUUCAUUUCUAAACAGGAAGAAACAUAUAUGACACUAUUGAGGACUGGACUACACAUCAUGGCGUGACUGCAAUGUUCUUCCAUUUGCAUGCCUUUGAACAGAGUCUGACCGACGUUGUUGAGAAAUCUCUCCAGAAGAACCAACUCAACAUUUAUCGCAAAUUGUUCAACUUUGUUGUCCUUUGUGACGGUAUCAACAACUGCUUGCCACGCAUCACAAAUAUAUCUUCGAGAAAAGACAAGGAAAUCGGACAAGGAACACUGCUACGUCAUUUUUCGAAAUGGUUAUUUCUGAAUGUGGACCCGCCAUUAUCAACAGAAGUAUAUGCUGAUCUGGACAACAUAGCAAUAGCAGUCAAGGAAAAAAACAUAUCUGGUAACUCAGAUGUGAAAAUCAGCACUCUAUUGUGGCAGUCCAACGGCCGGAAAUGGUGGCAAAUCGGUGACUUAACAAAUAAUGGGGGCACAUACCCCGCCUUCAUUUCUCCUCUCUUUCCCAAUACGGCAUAUAUGUUGAACGGAAGAAAACUGAAAAUUGGCAUCUUGGAGUGGGAUAAUUUUUGCAAGAAAUCAGAAAGUUCGACAAAAGGCUCCAUUGUGUACAGUCAUAUCUGCAAGGAUUUAUUCGACAGCCUUGCCGAAUAUCUCAAUUUUACAUAUGAACUGAUCGAACCACCUGACAAGUCCUGGGGUGAAUUGUCCGAAUCGUGGAGCGGUCUUCUUGGCAUGGUAGCACGAAAUGAUGUCGACCUUUCUGGCAUACCUUAUGGAAUCACCCUGAAUAAAACAAAGGCCUUUGCAUUUCCUCAUAUCAUGUAUCAAUCCGAAUGUGAAGUAGUCCAUAAGAAACUGUCAAAUAAUGAUAACCAUUGGAUGUUGUUGGUGUCUGUAUUUAAAUGGGCUGUGUAUGUAUGCGGACUGCUGACGAUGACAUGGUGCAUAGGACUCUAUGCAUUGCUGGAACGAUACAGUGUUGGAGAGCAUAUCAAGGCCGGGGAGAUUCCUGCAUGUCCACCAUCAACAUCAGACAGUGUCAUGACGGCGGUCCUUGUGCCGCUAUACCAAGGUUCGCUGAAUCUUCCACAGACAACACCUGGACGCAUUUUCUACGCAAGCUGGUGGUUGUUUUGCAUCACCAUUGUCGCAGUUUACACGGGUAAUCUGGUUGCAAUUGUAUCGGUGGUAAAAGAAAAAAUACCCUUCAAUACGAUAGAAGAGCUUGCAGGAAAUAAUAACUUCAAAAUUAUCAUUCUUAAAGGAUCACUUUAUGAAGAUAUCUACAAGUAUUCUAAUGAUAGUGUGAGUAAGAAAAUCUGGUCAAAAGUGUUGGAUACCCGAUCCACAAAUAUCCAAAACUCUCUAGAUGAGGAUCUUCAUAUUAAGAUGCUCCUACAGUCUAGCUACUACGCAUACAUAACCAGUUCCUUCACGGCUGGUGGUAUAGAAAAGACAGUUAAUAACCUCCGAAGGAUGAAAUGCAGCAUUGGUCCGAACUAUAUAAGCCUGCCCUUUCCCGUCAAUUCACCUCUUGUGGAGUUAUUUACAGACAAACUCAUUCGUCUAUAUGAUAACGGCAUGCUGGAAGCCUGGGCAAGAAAAUGGUCCACCACAAAACGGGAGGAACAUGUACACACAAUGACGAAGGUUGACAUGAGUAACUUGCGGAGCGCCUGGACAAUGUGUCUAUCAGGAAUUAUAGUAGCCUUUACUGUAUUAGGAAUCGAGCAUUUCCUAAAAUACCGAAUAAACAAAGAUUGAUUGGCUUAUUCUAUGAAAAUGGAUACAUGAAUGUUAAAGUCCGUUACAGUAACAAUUCAUGUCCCCUUCAUUGCUUCGGUAAAUCCAGUUAAAAUAUACUAUUCAAAAGAAGUAAAAUAACAUCCGAUUCUUUAAUAUCGCUACAGCUGCAGUUAAUCUGUCAUGUCAUGCUAUAGUAUACACUUCUGUUAUACCAUGACAGAUUAACAGUAAUAUAAAUGAGUCGAGUGUUCUUUAACUUCUUUAGAGUAGUAUAUAAGCCACAAUAUUAUUAAUCGAGCGUAUCCUGAACCAUCAAACAAACAAUGAUUGAACUUUUUCACAAAAGGGUCUUAAUCGUCCAGUUAUGGUAAAGGUUUCCUCAGUUUGUUGUGCCAUUUCAGUUAAGAGGUAUAAAUAACAUGUUUUGCACCAUGCCAGUCAUUGUACUCCUCAAGACAUGUCCUUCUUAAUACUUAAACACUUUCCAUCAAUGCCCUAUAUAUUUUGCAAUAUAGGGACGGAGUGUGUGAGAAUGAUUUGACACAACCUUUAGUAAUAUUCCAGCAAUAUCACGGCGGGUCACAUAAAAAUAGGGCUUCACACGCUGUUCUCAUGUGGGGAAUCCAUCCAUUUUAUUCUUCCCAUUUGACUAUUUUGACUACUGUGACUUUAUAUUUAAAGUUAGAUCAGUUUAACCGUAGUAAUGACUUAUGAAAAUAGUUGUGUUGCUCUUAUUUACAUGGGAGUUAUUGUUCGUUGAUUAUUCGCUCUUUCGGCUGCGUCUCAGACAGUUAAAAGUAUAAUAUACCUUAAACAGUGUCAGUAGAGAAUGGUUCAACACUGAACAGCGAAAACCAUACAUAUUUCAACAGUCAAAGUCCCAUAGCUUCCUGUAUGAUUUCAGUGUACAAAAAUCAUGUUCUUGACAUAAAUAAAUUACACAUUGAUACAAUUCUAAGGCAUCGGUAAAGUGUUCAUAAAGGUUUAUUUUAGACAUGUGGAAAACAUUUCUCAACAUGUGGCAUCAAUGACCAAAUUGAUGACCGUUGCAAUUCCCUAUUUUGGCUUGUGUCAUAUGUUCCCAUAUUUUCCCGAUGUAGAGGUGACUUUCCUCUUAUGUGUUUUUGAGAUAGUGUGAGUGACGCGUGUGACGGGUAGGACAGGACAUUUGUUCCCUUUUCGCGAUCACCUAGUGUCAUUACUGAUUUUCAGUGAUCCGUUCCUAUAAUAUUCCCGCUUCGUUGCCUUUUAUUCCCCAUAAAUGUCUUUCGGGAGAUAAUGGAGAUAGUCUUUGAUGGGGACGUUUCAUCAUUGGAAUUGGGAUAUGGAACGAAUUUUGUUGUUUGUUUUUUUAUUCACUGCAAGGAAUUCUCUCAAGCUCCAAACGUAAAUUAUUAAAUUAUUAAUUAAACAGGGAUAAAUCGAUGAAACAUUACGCAAAUCGGAAUUGUUUUCUUUCUUCUUCAAAAUUAAUCAUUACAUGGCCUCUUCCUAUCUAACAUAUUAUCUACCCAAAACCGUUGCUGCAAAAAACUCAUACAGUCUCAGAAACUCUGAAAACAUCAGUGUUCCUCUCACAAGACUAAGACAUUGGUGUGAAUCCAUCGUCUAUCCGAUUGUGAAACUGUAUUCCGUUAUCAGAUCGAAAUUACACGAUUUCUUGUUUUAAAAAUUCGUUACAAAAGCAGCACCCAACGUCGACUGCGUACCUCGCAUAUGGAAAAAAAAUAAUAUCUCAUACACAAAACUGACAUACACGUGCAGUCAAUUGAAUUAUGAUUUAUAUAGAAUUGGUAAAAAAAGAUCACCCGAACUGUUCAUGUUCAAAUACAUGUGAAAAUGCAUAUCAUCAUAUCUCAUGGAAUGUAAACUGACGUCCAAAAGAAACUUUACCAGAGUGUGAAAUCACUCGUGCUCAAAAACAACAAAACAUACAUGUAU